ACAAAGCAAAUAGCUCAAAGGACAUUAAUGAAUAUCACUGCGACUUCAUCAGCUCCCGUUCCCCUCACGGCAGAUUAGAGAGCUCGGCAGCUCCGCCUCGAUUAUCCCGUCCUCGACCGGAAAAUAAAAAAAAAAGCCAUCCACGACCGACGACCAACGCUAAUUAAGAGCGAGGGGAAUAGUAUCAGCCGCCGCCGGUUCACGAUGGCUCAUAAGCUCUGCCAGAAGAUCAACCGCUUCAACCUCCGGCGUAGGGUUAACCGCCGCGUCAUGGUCCUCCGGCGAUUCAUCCGGAGGCUCUGGGACCGGAUCUUUGUGUGCUCGGCGGGGAAGCCGGAGCAGUACCGGGUGCUGCUGCCCUACUCCAAAGUGUCCUCCCCGGCUCCGGUCGUGGUCACCACAGUGAACAAUGAGCCGGAGUUGGGGACCGUCACGCCUAUGGUCUGUCGAGACCACACUGCCGACUCGGACUUGGUGUCCUUGAAGAUCGGCCUUCUGGGCGACCACGAGAUUGGCAAAACCAGCUUCUUGGUGAAAUAUGUGGGAGACGAGAAAGAACAGAGUAGCUCGGAGAUGAUGAAAGGCAUAAAUCUGAUGGAUAAGACUCAAAUGGUCAGAGGAGCUCGUAUAUCAUAUAGCAUUUGGGAAGUAGAAGGUGAUGAAAGAUCUGGUCAGGAUCAUAUCCCGGCCGUCUGCAGAGACUCCGUGGCAAUCCUGUUCAUGUUCGACCUUACGAGCCGAUGUACUCUAAAUAGUAUCAUCACAUGGUAUCAAGAAGCAAGGAAAUGGAAUCAGACGGCAAUUCCUAUCAUUGUGGGAACCAAAUUUGAUGAAUUCAUCCAGCUUCCCAUAGACUUGCAAUGGACAAUCGCCAGCCAGGCAAGAGCAUACGCAAAAGCCCUCAAUGCCACGCUAUUCUUCUCAAGUGCAACCUACAACAUCAAUGUGAAUAAGAUCUUCAAAUUCAUCACUGCCAAGUUGUUCGAUCUGCCAUGGACAGUGGAGCGUAAUCUGACGGUCGGAGAGCCCAUCAUCGACUUCUGAGUCAAUAAAUCUGUACAUAUAUAGCUGCAAUUGCUAUAUAUUAAUUAUUGAGGUCAAGAAAGCAACCGGUCGCUGGAUAUAUUUUUCCGGUGACAAUUCGAGUUGUCCCAUUGCGAUGUAAUGUCCAUAUCCACCAAGUGCUGCAAGCAAGCUUGUGGCUUAACCAUUGUAGAGAGCUUUUUAACACCAAAUGGAAAGCAUCAAUUUUGGAUC
Messenger RNA from Punica granatum (pomegranate), 1257 nucleotides. The record is from RefSeq and is a predicted model, not a curated record. NCBI's taxonomy places the organism in Eukaryota, Viridiplantae, Streptophyta, Magnoliopsida, Myrtales, Lythraceae.